This is a messenger RNA of Paramecium primaurelia, 2316 nucleotides long. The record is from the annotation of a GenBank genome assembly. Lineage: Eukaryota; Ciliophora; Oligohymenophorea; Peniculida; Parameciidae.
AUGGAAAAUAAGGCCAUAAAAUAUUUAGGAAUGGGCUUAAAUGUUUUAAUCUCUGUUUUUCUUGCUCUUACAGAAUGUUUCAUCUAUGAACUCUCUGAUUCGAUUAUAAUGGAUAUUGUUUUAAUUUUAUGUGGAACUUUUUUUUCUUGGAUUUUUAUUACUCAACAAUUAGGAUGGAAAAAAGGUAAACUUCAAUAUUACAUUUAGGAGAUAUAUCACCUUUUUUUUAUUGGGCUUUGGCAAUUAAAAGAAUAACUCUGGUUGGAACAUAUAGAAGUGAAUUUAUAUAUUUCUUGUUUGGCUUUUUAAAUGGAAUCUAUUCAAGUAAAUUAGUUGUGAAAGAUUAAAAGAGGUAUUUUUAGAAGGCUAGAACUUCUUUUUAAGUUAUAUUGAUAUUAGUUUUAAUAUUAUUCAAUUUCUUAACAAAUACCUUUCAGUAUCAAAUAAUCUUAAUAAUCUUUAAUAUAAUUUUAUUACUUCUAUUAGGAAUAUAUGAUAAUAUUGAAAUUUAACCUAUUAAUUCAAAAUAAUAAGAUUUUAAUACUGAUUAAAGGAACACAUAAGCAGAAUUGAAAAAGUGUUAAACAAUUAUUUAAUAAUAUCAAUCAAGCAAAUCAAUAUGGGAAUAAUUUAAUUAUCUAACAGAUGAUUGGAUAUGUAAAAUUGAUAUAAACAAAUAUAAAUUUAAUCGAAGUUGGGAAAGUAAAGAAUAAAGUUUUGUUUUAAAGAAUUUUUUAUAAGAAAAUAAAACGAAUUUGAAUUAAUUUUUAAAUAGUUUAAUAAUUGUUGGAUAAUCCUCUAAUGCAUCCGUUUAAUUAUAAUAUGAAUUAUAAGAAAAUAAUACAUUAUUAUAAUGGUUAGAGAAGAAUUAUUUAUAAGAAAAUCGGCAAAAUUAAUAAAAUUUUGAAAAAUAGAAAUAAUUAAAAGAUACAAAAACUAAUAAAUAAUAAGUUUAAGAUGAUUAAUAAUCAAUUCUAUCACCUUAGAAUGAUGGCAAAUAUAUAAUUUAAAAAGAUCAAUCUCAAGAUUUUUCUAGAUUAUAAGCUACUCCUCUAAAUAUGGAUUAAUAAGUGUUUGCAAAUAAAAAAUUCUUGCAAUGUUAAUUAUGUCUUAAUUAAAUUAUCUAUAAUUUAAAUUUAUCCAUAUUUUUAAUUGAUGAUGAUAAAUCUAAUGAAAUAAAAUAAUAGUCUAUUAUUAUUUAAAUGAAAAAUAUUGAUAGGUUAAUUAAAAGUGAAAUAAUAGAUUAAUAAAGAAGUUUAUUUUAUAGAUUUAUUAGUCGAUUGUCAUUUCAUUCAAGUUAAAUGUUAAAAUCAGUUUGUCUUAUAAAAAAAUCUAUUUAAUUAUAAUUAAAGUAUAUAUCAUAAAUUUAUUUAAAGAGAAUUUGAUAGUAUCAAGUCAAGUAAUUUUAAUUCUUCAUUUAAUGAUAUUGUAUUAAGAAAAUCAGAAAGACAUAUCGGAGGCCUUUUUAAUGCCUAAUAGACUUUUGCAAAUCAAACUUCAGAAUAAAAUACAAAUUAAAAAAUUACUUCAACUCAUAGUAAUCCUCAUGAAAGUUAGAUUUUGAACAUGUAACAAUUAUAAAUUGCAUAUUUCUAACAAUCUUAGGAAAUAUUUAAAUAAAUCGAAAAAUUAAAUUUCGAUUUAAUAAUUAUGAAAUAAAACAAUUUUAAUUUCUUUGAAUUAUUUAGUCAUACUAAAUUAGAUAUUGAAUAAUUUAAUAUAUUAAGUAGUUUUAAUAUUGUCAAAGAUAUUUUUUAAUAAAAUCCUCUCUUAAAUCAACACAACAUCAUAAUUACUUAGGAAAUAAAUCAUGAAACUUAAGUAAUAAUUUAAUCUGAUAGAUAAAAAUUUAAAUAAAUUUUAAUUAAUAUAAUUAACAAUUCAAUAGAAAACUUUGAACAUAAUUUUAAUAUAAAAAAAUAUUAAAAUUAUGAAAAUCCAUAGAUUCAAUAAAGAUAUUUAAAAUCAAAAUAGGAUUUAAAACAAUAAAAUAUGAUAGUCAUUAAAGCAUAAAGUGAUUAAGAUAGGAUUAUAAUAGAAAUCUAAGAUAAUGGUGGAGGUAUAGAUGAAGAAUAGCUUAAAAAUAGAUUGAAUGAAUGUAAAUUUGGUUUAGCAGCAAGUUAAAAAUUAUUAAGAUAUUUGGCAUAUGAUACUAGAAAACCUUUAGAAAUUAUUAAUUAUGAAAAAUGCACAACUGGAGUUAAAGGCACUAUUAUUAAAUUUGUUCUACCAAUAACAUUUGAUAAUUUUUAAUAAAAUGAAGAUAGCAAUCAAUCAGAAUCCCUGAUAAUUAGCAAUAUAAGAGAUAAAGUUUGA